Messenger RNA from Botrytis cinerea B05.10, 985 nucleotides. RefSeq lists its product as hypothetical. Bases 91 to 774 code for a protein of 227 amino acids. The record is from RefSeq and is a predicted model, not a curated record. The transcript has a single exon. Lineage: Eukaryota; Fungi; Ascomycota; Leotiomycetes; Helotiales; Sclerotiniaceae.
GAAUCACCACAGUCUUUUAUUUCGUGCCUUCAACUACCAGCAAAGCCUUUCCACUCAUUUAAAUAGUCACUCAUUCGUUUUUCAUCAAACAUGUACACCUCAACCAUCCUCACCACCGCUCUUGCGGCAGCUGUUCAAGCCGCACCAGCUUUACUCCGCCGCGACAACUGGGGCGGUGCGCUUUCUCUUGGUCCUACUACCUCUCACAUUCUCCAUUCCACCACUACUCUCGUUCCAGGAACCGCACCUUCCACACAAACUGGCGAGCUUUUCCUCUGGCCAGGUAUGUCCAACGGUACUGGCGAUCUCAUUCAAACCACUCUCGAAUCUUGGCCUUCCAACGACUGGUGUGGUGCCACUACGGGCCAAUGGUGUGUCCGCGCUUCUCUGUUCGGCUGGUUCGGACAACUAGACGGCGCAGGAUCUCCAGUUUCUGGAACCGAUCAAGUCUUGAUCGAUUAUGGAUACAAUGCCACCUCUGGUAACUGGACACAAACUGUUACGAACGGAGAAACCGGCGCAGCGCUAAGUUAUUUCUCCUAUCCCUCGGGACUUAUGACUGGAUGGGGAACCGGCACAGAAUGCAAUGAUGGUUGCACGGCGACAGUUGCCAAGCAACAAUAUCUCAACACGACUAUCACGCUUGCAUCUGCGGACCCAAACUUCGGAUCGACUUUGGGAGUUAGUCAAGGAACUACAUACACUGGUCUUACGAGCGAGCAGGGAGGUUUGAUCUGGAAAAUUGCCGAGAUCAAUGUUCCUUCUAUGUCUUAAGGUGUAAGGACCAUGUCCUUGUGAGAAUGGGGGAUAUGUAGAGGAAAAGGGUGAGGGUUAGGAGGGGUAUGAUUCCUGUAUUUAUUUGAUGGUAACAAGCCCAUCGUGGAUAAUUGUACAUACAUUUUGAUCAAACCACGUCCGCGGGAUUCAUCUACUUUUCCCAAAAUAGUGAUUCGUUUGUGGACUUGAGCAAAGUAUUCAGCAACCA